AUGGACGGGGAUACGGCAGCUGUAGCUGCCGCUGUAGGAGCUUGUGAGGUCCAAGCUGAGGAGUUGCAAAAACAUCUUGCUGCAGACUUGCGCUGGCUGGACGAAUUCAAAUGGCUGCACAAUGCGCCCGUGAUCACCUUUUUCACCGCUCAUCUGCACGAGCGCAUCCCCAGCGCCUGGGCAUCGGUGCUGAGCAGCUGCUCAGCUUAUGACUUGGCUCGUCUGUGCCGGGACCGACAUGAGCUCGGUGAGUCAUUGGUUGCCGACAUGCCGGACGAUCUUUGUGCGUUUCUGGCCGUGGGCAAUCGCGAACACGCGGCGCGUGCCCCCGUGGACCUGCCGGACGGACCCAUCUUGACGCACGCGCUGCAGCAAAUGAAGGGUGCCACACCCAAGAAGCGGCACGAAUCUCGACGGUUGGUAGCGCUAUUGGAUGGUUUGCGCCGGAGUGAGGACUGCGAGGCGAUACUGGACAUUGGAGCCGGCUCGGCAUACAUAGGACAGCUCUUGCGGCUCUCAGAUCCCACGGCCCGAUAUGUGGGCGUCGAGGGAAACCAAUCCAUCCACGCCGGUGCCACGGCUCGCGAUGAGCGGGUGUUGCGACAGCGCCCCGUGCAGCGAUUGGCUGCAGACGGUCAGAUCAAUGCAACUGGGUUUAGUAUCGUGCAUGGUCGCCUCGAGUGGCAGCAGCACGCAGAGAAUGAGGCGGUCGUCACGCGGGCCCUGCGAACCAUCCAGACCGUCAAUCACCUGGAUCUCGCUCCAGAUAGACUGGAUUCGGCGUCGGACCUUUCAGCGGUGCUCAUGACAGGCUUGCACUGUUGCGGAGACUUGACCCCCAGCAUGCUGACCUCCUUUGCGGAGCACCCAGGGCUGCGCAGCUUGGCCGUGGUCGGUUGUUGUUACCACGGUCUUUCGCUGCAGCAAGGACGCACCUACGACUGGUUUUGUCGUUGUCAGACAGCAGAUGCACUGGCAGAUGGGGCAAGGCAGGCACGGGCCGAUCAGGUGCUAGGAAGUUACCGUCCGGCGCAGUCUCAGUCGCAACCCUCAACAACGAAUGCGCUGCCCGGACGUUUCAACAUGCAGCCAGGACACGACGACUACCACUACCAGCCUGCCCUGGUGUCUGGCGCCCGAGUGUUUGCCGCGUUUCCCAUGAGCGCGGCGGCGCAUGACGAGAUGCGGACGACAGACCGCUUUCGUGUCAUCGAUCCCUUCUCAAUGAGGCGCGCGUCUGCCUCCAACUUGGCCAAAACCUUGGCGGGAUCACCGGAAGAUUGUGCAUUUGGCGUGCGAGCCACGCUGUACCGGACCGUGGUUGAAGAGGUACUGGAUCGGCAUCCCAAUUGGCGCAUCAAAUCGGUGCGCUUCAAGCUCAGUCGGCUUCAGUAUGGUCCUGAUUUUGAAAGCUACUUGGCCAAGGCGUUUGAAAAUUGCCGGGUGGCUCACCUCGACGAGCCGGUGAAUGAGGAGGAUCUUGCUGCACAGGAAGCGGCGCGCAUCCUUGUCAUGGACGAGAUCCGGCGGACCUUUGAGCAUCGGGCACCUUUGGAGGCAUAUCUCCGCAUCUUUUUGACCCUGCAGGCGGUUGCUAACCUGCCCCUCGGACCGGCUUUAAAGGCCGAACCCGUGUCCGGCUUCCUUGACGGGCUUUUGCCUGCCGGCUUGGGCUGCCAAGGGUUCUUAACCCUAUAUACCGCCCGCCCCCCAGCAACCCGGGCCGCUCGCCUCGACAGGCUGCCGUCGGGUGGCCGGCGGGUCACUGCGGUUGCCAUGUCGGCCAUGGCUGCGCGAGCGGAGCUUCCCGCCAGUAACAGUGCCAGCCCGAGCCCCUUUGCCACUGCUUCCUCGGCUCUGCCCGUGCGCCGUCCUGGCCGAUCAUUGGACGGUUUGGGCACAAAAAAUGAUCUGCUCACAUCCCUGGCCGAUGCGGCCACACGACAGCCCAGUGCCGCCGCACGCUUAAACCUGCGUACGGCACCCCACCACGAUGAUCUCAGCUCCACUCAGUCGCUUUUGAAUAGCCUUCUUCCUAUGGCGUCCGCUCCGAACACUCUAAAGUCGAAUCAGCGCCACCCGGGACGACGGGCGCAACCUAGUGCAACUUCCCAUGGUAGUGGGAGCAGCACGGACAUGGCCGAUGUAGAGCGUGUCCAAUCGUCGCUGCAUAACCACACGUCCUGGCUCCGCGAGCAUCUCAAGCCGCUCGAUGGAGCUCUGGCUGAAAUGCAAUCGACAACGACCUCGUCACCAGCUCAGAGCAACGAUGUACAUCCCAACCCGACGCCCAGUCGCACCUCACGAGCUGAUCGUGGAAGCGCGCAGGGCUCUGAUACACUGGCUGACUUUCCCAAUCUAGCCGAAGCGCUACUCGUUCUGGACCGGAGCAAUGCCCAUGUAGAUGCUUCAGUCAAACCAGCCGUCUCUUUCAACGCGCUUAUUGCUUUGGCCCUGCUGGAACACCCACGACACCGCAUGACCGUGAGCGAGAUUUACUCUUGGUUUCAAUCCAACUUCCCGUACUUCAGCUCGCCGACCAUUGGCAUGAGCUGGAAAAACUCGAUUCGCCACAACCUCAGCUCCAAUCGUCAUUUCGUCAAGGUGGAACGCGAAGACGACAGCCAUCUGCCAAUGAAGGGCGCUUGCUGGACUCUUCUCUCGGAGAGCCUGGUAUUCCUGGCCGGAAUCAAGGCACAGCACGCUGCCCAGUCUCCUAGCAAACGCAUGCUGCUUACUCUGAGUGGUAAGAAGUCCUUACCUGCCAUUCCUGGCCGGAGUGCCCGAGGUGCCGAUGCCCUAGGUCGUUCAGCAGAUGCCGAGCUGGCGACGCCCGUACGUCAGCUGGAUGCCUCCAUUCUCGCCGGCAUGGAGGCUGAGAGCGAUGAGCGCGAUCCGGAGCGCAACCGCCGAUUUGCUCGCCGUGUACGCGAAUCCCCCAAUCCGGCGCUUUUCACCUUCUCUUCUUCCGUGUCGGAGACGGCCAGAGAGCCUGACUCGGACGGCCCGGAGAAAAUGGAUGACAUGGAUGACGCUGAGAUGAUGACCACCGUGGCCAGUGGCGAAGGGGCCCUGGGCGAACGACCCGGAGCUAUGGGUGUGGCUCGUCGCCGCCUGAAUCUCCCCGAGGUAGAAGAGGAUCCUGUUGCUGAUUUGCCGGACGGCAUGGAUACAACAGGUGAUGAGCUCUCUGCUUCAGCCGCCCUCUUGUCUCUUGCCGGACAAGGCACCGUGUUCCAUGGCCGCAAGACUCCCAUGUGA
Messenger RNA from Monosiga brevicollis MX1, 3261 nucleotides. RefSeq lists its product as uncharacterized. Gene Ontology annotation, biological process: regulation of DNA-templated transcription. NCBI's taxonomy places the organism in Eukaryota, Choanoflagellata, Craspedida, Salpingoecidae. The record is from RefSeq and is a predicted model, not a curated record. The transcript has 12 exons. The coding region runs from base 1 to 3261 and encodes 1086 amino acids. Gene Ontology annotation, molecular function: sequence-specific DNA binding; DNA-binding transcription factor activity.